CCCCCCACUAGCUCUCUCUCUCUUUCUAUCUCUCUCUCUUUUCUUUCUCCACCCACCCCUGUGUUUUCAGGGUCAGUUAGUGCCAACAGCCCAAGUAGGGACAUAUGCACAAAACGAAGCCAGUGUGCACUUUUUUUUCAGUAUUUUCUUUUUUGUGAUUUUGUCAUCCUUAUCGUCUUGUCUCUCAGGAAAACUAUGCUGCACUUGACAGCCGGACGUGUGGCGGGUCUUUUUUCCAGACGGGGAGUGGCUGCAUUAAGCUCCAGCAGUGUCAAGAUGGCCAGUCAUGGGCAUGGUGGGGUGACAGAACAGGCAGACAUGUCUGUACCCCUCUACUGGGACCGUCUGGACACUCCCCUGCCUGACAGACCAUACAAAGACACCCUCAGUGCUGCAGACAAGAGCCUGAAGCAGAAGGAGAAAGGCCCCUGGAACAGCCUCUCCAAGGAGGAGAAACUUGCCUUGUACAGGAUUACAUUUAAUGAGACAUACGCUGAGAUGAAGAAACCAACGGGUGAGUGGAAGACGGUGAUGGGCGGCAUCUUUUUCUUCAUUGGGUUCACUGGCUUGGUUGUUCUCUGGCAAAGGUACUAUGUGUAUCCCCCUCAUCCUCGUACCCUUGAUGAAGAAUGGCAGGCUAUGCAGGUGCAGAGGAUGCUGGACAUGCGAGUGAGUCCCAUUGAGGGUAUCUCAGCCAAAUGGGACUACGAGAAGGGCCAGUGGAAAUAGAUAAAAGGAAAUGCAGCUGUGAGCAACACGUAAAAACCUUGCUACUUAUCUGCCAUUCUCCUUUGGCAGUCUUCAUGCAUCACUAUGCCGUCCUUGCAAGUAUGCAAACACUUGAAUAAUAUCCAAUGGGCAACCAUGUAAAAUUUGAAUUUGAAGCGAGAAAAUGAAUCACAAGUGUUUCUUCUUGACUGACGGAAGUAAAACUUGAAAGAAAUAACA
Molecule: messenger RNA, 948 nt
Organism: Labeo rohita (rohu)
Lineage: Eukaryota; Metazoa; Chordata; Actinopteri; Cypriniformes; Cyprinidae
Product: cytochrome c oxidase subunit 4 isoform 2, mitochondrial
Exons: 5
Coding region: 196-729 (177 amino acids)
Biological process (GO): mitochondrial electron transport, cytochrome c to oxygen
Source: RefSeq, a predicted model, not a curated record